Molecule: messenger RNA, 1515 nt
Organism: Penicillium waksmanii
Lineage: Eukaryota; Fungi; Ascomycota; Eurotiomycetes; Eurotiales; Aspergillaceae
Gene: lcbA
Product: serine C-palmitoyltransferase subunit lcbA
Exons: 4
Coding region: 1-1515 (504 amino acids)
Biological process (GO): sphingosine biosynthetic process; ceramide biosynthetic process
Cellular component (GO): endoplasmic reticulum
Molecular function (GO): serine C-palmitoyltransferase activity; pyridoxal phosphate binding
Source: RefSeq, a predicted model, not a curated record
AUGGACUUUCAGGAGACACACCGUCUCCUGUCGGACUACCUGCACGAACUCGCGAACCUCUUCCACCGUGUCCCCGGCUCCGCGAUCUUCCUCCGAUAUGUCAAAUCUAGUUACCAGGAUGAUCCGAUCAGAUCUGCGGUCGAGCUAUUCCUCUUCCUCUUUGCCGUGCGGUAUCUCCUCGCCCCGAAGUACUCCACUAAACCGGGUGUUGUGCCAUUGACCGAAGACGAGAUCGAUGACCUUGUGGACGAAUGGGUUCCAGAGCCCCUGGUCGGCAAACCAACAACACUGGAGGAAAUGGAGGUUGAUAAGCGCACUGUGAUCGCUGGACCCGUCGGGCCUAAAUCUAAGCUCGCCAACGGACGAACCGUCACAAACCUCAGCUCGCUCAACUUCUACAACUUCAACACCAACGAGGCUCUUAAGGAGAAGGCCAUCCAGACACUCCGGAACUACGGCGUUGGACCCUGCGGCCCUCGUGGAUUCUACGGUUCUCAGGACGUGCACAUGAAGACCGAGGCUGAUAUCUCGUCAUUCUUGGGCACUGCGGCGUGUAUCAUGUACUCCCAGGCGUUCUCCACGAUCUCCAGUGUUAUACCUGCGUUUUCCAAGCGUGGUGAUAUCAUUGUUGCGGAUAAGGGUGUUAGCUUUGCUGUUCGGAAGGGUAUCCAAAUCUCACGCAGUAUUGUUCGUUGGUACGAGCAUAAUGAUAUGGAGGACCUGGAGCGAGUUCUGGCCAAGGUAACUAAAGAACAGGCUCGGAAGCCGUUGACUCGGAGGUUCAUUAUUACCGAGGGCCUUUUCGAGUCCUACGGUGAUAUGGUGGAUUUGCCCAAGAUCAUCGAGCUGCGAUUGAAGUACAAGUUCCGCCUUAUCCUGGACGAGACAUGGUCUUUCGGCGUCCUCGGCCGCACUGGCCGUGGUAUCACUGAACAUCAGAAUGUCGAUGCUGCUGAGGUCGACAUGAUUGUCGGCUCGCUGGCUGGCCCUCUUGUUGGAGGCGGAGGCUUCUGUGCUGGUUCCGAGGAGAUUGUGCAUCACCAGCGCAUCUCAGCUGCUUCAUACACUUUCUCUGCUGCCCUUCCCGCUUUGCUUUCCACCACCGCCAGUGAGACUAUCAACCUUCUCCAGCACAACCCCGACACUGUAUCGCAGCUUCGGGACACGGCCAAGACCAUGCGUGCUCAAUUGGAUCCUCGCAGCGACUGGGUUUAUUGCACCAGUGCUGUCGAGAACCCCGUUCUUAUCUUGGUCCUCAAGCCUGAUGUUGUUGCUUCGAAGAAGCUUUCUUACACCGACCAGCAAUUCCUGCUGCAGGAUGUCGUUGAUGAAUGCCUUGCCAAUGGCGUUCUAAUCACCCGUCUCAAGACCCUGGAGGACAAUUUCGAGCCGAAGCAGGUUGUGCCCGCUGGACUGAAGGUCUGCGUUACCCUCGGCCUGACCAAGAAAGAGGUCGAGAAGGCUGGAACCACAAUCCGGCACGCCAUCACAAAGGUCCUGAGCAAGAGAAAGUGA